Molecule: messenger RNA, 1425 nt
Organism: Closterium sp. NIES-65
Lineage: Eukaryota; Viridiplantae; Streptophyta; Zygnematophyceae; Desmidiales; Closteriaceae
Source: the annotation of a GenBank genome assembly
AUGGCUACCCCCAGUGUCCUUACCUUUGGUGCUGAGGGCCGUGCUGUUGACUUUGAGGUCUGGGUCGAGGACCUCCAGCUGUUCCUACAGUGCGAUAGGGCAGACGGACUCUCUCUGUUCGAUCUCAUCUCUGGUGUCUCUCCUGCCCCGCCUGCUACUGCUGACAGCACUGUUCGCUCACAGUGGGCCACACGCGAUGCUGCUGCCCGCCUUGCUGUGCGUCGCCAUUUACCGACCACUGAGCGUGUGCACUUUAGUCAGUACAAGAGUGCUAAGACCUUGUACGACGCUGUAGUUGCACGCUACUCCUCCCCUGCCACUACUGCGCUUAGCCGCCUCAUGCUGCCGUACAUGUUCCCUGACCUUGCUGCCUUUCCCACAGUCGCUGAUCUCAUUACGCACCUUCGCACUAGUGACAUUCGCUACCGCGCUGCACUUCCUAAUGAGUUCUGUGCCAAGAACCCCCCCCCCCCCAUGUAUAUCACCCUCUACUACAUAGUCACCCGGCUCCCUGACUCCCUUCGCUUAGUCAGGGACCACUUCCUCUCAGUUUGCCCCACCACACUCACCGUUGACCUCCUCGAGGAGCGUCUCCUAGCAGCAGAGAAGAGCAUAGUCGCUGUAGGAGCCUCUCAUGGUGACCCUCGCACCCCCGUCUUUGAGGGUCGGUCGGCGCUGCAUCUGCCCCUAGCGGGAGACGCCGCACCGGCAACGGCAAGGGGGACAAGGGCGCUGGGGGGGCUGGCGGGGGCGGUGGAGGUGGUGGUGGAGGGAGUGGAGGGGGUGGGGGUGGUGGUGGGAGUGAUGGCGGGGGUGGAGGUGUUGGUGCCAGCUUUGGAGGCGGUGGAGGUGGCGGAGGCGGCGGAGGGAGCGGAGGCGGCGGAGGUGGUGGUGGCGGCGGAGGUGGCGGGGGUGGCGGAGGCGGCGGCGGCGGCGGUGGAGCAGGUCGUGGCUCUGCGCAAAGGAGUGGCUCCGGUGCGCGGUGGGGGUACUGGUCCCUGCACCUACGUUCUCCGUACUGGCGACCGCACUGGUGAGCAGUGCGGGGGGCUGCACUCCACCCAGGGCUGCUUCGGCCGCCUGACGGACGCUUGGCGUCACCAGUUCCCUGAGGCCUCUGAGAUCCCUUACUGGGGAGAGCUGUCUAGGGCGGGGGUUGCUAUCUUUGAUCUUGAUUAUGAUGCUAUUCUUGCUGCCAUGUAUGCUAUGUCUGAUAGUGUUGAGGGUGAUUGUUACCUGUGUGUUCCGCCUGACCCGGGCAUUGAGCCUGCUGCUUUAGGUACUGGUGAGGCUGCUGCUCUAGGUGCUAGUGCGUCUGCUGCCCCAGGUGCUGGUGAGUCUGCUCUCUCAGGUACUACCCCCAUCAGGCACCGUGUCCGGUCUCUACCUCCCCUCGUUCUCUACGAACUUGGUGAGUGGAGCUGA